CGCGGCUCCGAGCCUCUUCUUGCCAAUCGCCUUCUCCGACGUUUACUGGCUCCUCUGGCUCAACUGACUUCACUGGGUUCCCCGGGAGCGAACCGGCCAUCCUUUCCUCCAGCAGCCAGCAUCGCGGCGAUCCGUGCGAGCGUGCACACCUCACGAUUGGCCGCAGUUGCCGACAGUUGCCGACACAGUUGGCCAAGACACAGUCGCCGGCCCAACUGCAGAGUCAGUCUGCGCCUCGCGGUCCGCGCUUCAGCAUCGGCCUGUCGAGUCACGACGCGAUUUGCCUGGCCACGAAUAUUCCUGCGAGUGGGACUUGUUGUCGUUCGAUGUGCACGUAAAGGAAGCUCGGAUGGAAAUUGGGCCACGCGCAGGACGCUACGCGAGGCUGGAUAUAUUUACGUGGGACCCAAUCGGAUCCGAUCGAUCGAUCGAAAGACUCGCGCUACUUUUUCUCUUGUCUCGGGAGUGAACAAAAGUUGAGAAACUUGGAAGAACUCGAAACACAGUGACAUGGAGUAACGCGAGGACGGGAUAGACUGAUAGAAGAAGGAAUUGUCACACGAAGGACUAUCGGGCGGGGGAGGCAGGAGGAACCGGAAGUAGAGCUCACUUCCAUCUCGAAUGACUCCUUCCUCGUGUCUCGCGUCUCAUCUCUCCUCUUACCUUCUACCUCCUGGCUCCUGUUCCAGCCCCCGACUGUCUAACAAUUCCGCGGAAACGCGUGGCCAGCCCGCCGUGCCAGGUCCCGUAGACCCUCGGGCGGCCAGAUUCCUUCCUUCUCCCUUAAUAAUCGUUAAUGAUCGCCCCGGGAUUUCGACGGGCGCCAGCGAGCCGAUUACGGGGACAGCAGAGGCGUCGAAAAAUGGCCUUUGAAUCGAGGGAGACCUAAAUCGCCCAAAACGCCCGGCAAAGUAAUAGCCAAUAAUGCAAUCCAGCAUCUGUUAUGGUCAGCCCGUUACGUUAGCGCUUCCACGUUUUUGCCUGGUAGAAUAAUUGUUCGUGGGCCGGAUGUCCGCACAACGGAAGUUACGGUGUCUAGAGCGGUUUGAUCGAUAUUGUGGCCUGUCGAGCGGGUCUGCUACCAGAGAGACAGUCUUUUCAGCCGCAGCACAGUCGGCCGAAGGCUCGCAGCACCUUUCGCUCUGCGUCCGCGGUUGAGGCCAAGUAGAGCCUGGCUGUUUUGCAAUUUCCGGCACUCGCUGCCGGCUCGGCUAGGCACGCCGAGCGAAGGUGCGAAGGUUGCCGAUCGGUCUAUGGAAAAGGGGAACGAGUUCAGUCGUGGGCGAUUCGCGUGGGUCGUGCAGCAGAAUCCUUUAGCUUGGCGAGUCGCGCGAUCGAAAAUCCCUCGUGCUGCGGGAAGAAGAGAAGGUGCGGGACGCGAAUGUGAUCGGCAGUGCGGCAGUGCGAGUGUCUCUGGAAAUUGGCGACUCCUGCCUCCCAGGCUGGGAGGCUUCGAUCUCUUUCCGUCCGAGAGGCUCCCACGUCGCGACGCUGCCUUUCGUCCUCGUAGGAAUCCAGUUUGACUUUUGACCCUUGACUCCGGUUGAACGAAAGUUCAAAACGCACUCGCGGCUCGCGAGCGCUGGCGCGGAGCGCGGAAGGACGCGCGUGGGAAGCGUCGGAGGAAAAGGAAAAGUUCGAGGAAGGAGGAAAGGAGGGUGAGAUCCAAAGCACAGUCGACUAAGGAGGACUCCGUGAAAUCCUGAGAAAAAGGCGAAGCGUCGCCUUAAUUAACCGAAAGUCCAAUCAGGCGCGCCUGACUCUAUCAGUUGGUCGUGAAGUUCCGAAGAAAGAUGGUCGUGUCCCACCGGGAGCCGAGCAUCUCCUCGAACAUACGUGCCAUCAUCGAGCAGCUCAACCUGAAUCCCGUGGAGCGCAGGAAGUACGUCAGUAAGAAAACUCAGAGUCAGGAGAAUCGUCGAUGUAAAGGCGUCAAUAACGUCAAUAACGUCAAUAACGUCAAUAAAGUCAAUAACGUCAAUAACGUGAACAAUGUCAAUAACGUGACGAGAGUGAGCAUUGGAGUGUACGGCUGCGAAACUGUCGAGUACGACGUUUACGCCAGCACGAAACGCAGCAUCGAAAGUCAGAAUGCGAAGCAGAGAGCAAACUCGAGGCAAAGGUUGCCCGCAGCGGAGCGACUGUCGACGGACGUCGAAACGCAGAAACGCACGCAGCGAGCGGUGCAGCAUAUCGAGCGCACCGAGCGCACCGAGCGCACCGAGCGCACCGAGAACAAGAUCACGCAGGGCGCGCAGGUCCAGCAGGUCCAGCAGGUCGCGGAACCGCUACAGCCAACUAGACCUUCCAAGGAUGGUCCAGAGCGAACGGUCUCACCGGUCAAGGAAGACUUGCCGCGACUGGAAAGUGCCAGUCUCAACCACACGGCAGCCUUGCAUCGAAUUUCCGUACGGCCAAAGAACAGACGGCCUCCAAGACCACGACGAACCAUCUCGCUGGACGUCGCGACGCCCUCGAACGACGCUGCCACCAGCACCGAGGAAGCGUCCGACAACCUCGACAGUCUGGAGCCGGCCGGUAGCAGCAACACGGGCUCCCCCGUAGAGUCGAAGAAUGUCUCGAUUCUUCGUAAAUCCUCGAGCAGGUUGUCGCGGAGCUCCGACAUCUUCGAGGAGCUCGAGGGGAAGUUACCGCGGAAGGCGCCGAGUGCCGUCUCCCUGUCGCCGGAUAGUCUGGACGCUUCGGUCGCUUCCAAGACGAGCGAGAGGAGCGAGCACGAGGAGAGGCCAGCCGAGACGAGUAGGCCGGUCACGAGGAGAGCCUCGAAUCGCGUCUCCCAAGGCCCGGAUAUCCUUGAAGAACUGGAGGCCAAGUUACCAAGGAGGCACUCCUCUUCGAAAAGCCUCUCCAAGUCGCCGGACAGUCUCGAGAGCUCCUGGUUCUCAAAAUCGAGCGAAGCUUUCGAGAAACUCGAGGAGGACACCGAGGAUCUAUCGAAGCCAGUGGCCCUCGUUAAAUUGAGACAAUCGAUUCCGUACUCAAAGUCGAUCGAUCGAGUUUCCAAAUCGUCCGACAGUCUCGAAAUGAUCGACGCGCUCAGCAACGACGACUCCGUCGAGCGGAGGCGCAGUGGUUUUGAAUUUAGGGCUCGCAGGCAAGCGAAAGUCAUGUCCAAGUCUUCCGAGAGUUUCGAAGCUUUGGAGAAGAUCGAAAGAGAGUCGCCGGUAAGUGAACUCGAGAAGAGGAGCAGUGCUUCCGAUCUGAAUUUAUCUCGGCCGAGGCGACACAGCAGCAAGAUAUCCUUUGCCUCUUCGGGUGACCUUGAAAAGCCCGAGGAGACGGUUGGGGUCAGGCCCGAAUCGGUUCGCUCCAGCGUCGAUCUUCUUAAGAGCAGCCGAAGGCCCUACAAAAGGACAACAGCUUCCUCGGAAAGCUCGGACAAUCUUGAGAUUGAACAGGACGAUGAGCUUGAGAAUCGCAGACCUAGGAGAAUGGCCAAAAGAAUUUCCAGUGGCAGUAUCGUCGACAUUCGGCACGCUGAGAAAAGUCCUACCGAGACGGAAAGAAGAGCCGCGCCGCUGAGGAAGCCUUCGAGACUGGAGAAAUCCUCCGAGAGCUCGGAGCUAGGAAGUACCGACACCUUGGAUUCGGAGAAGAGGAACAAGUCGUCGGGCAGCACCGAGACUCUCGACAGUCUCGAGAAGGAUCUCGAGCUGGACAGACGAGAGGAGGAAGUAACGGACAGUGUCUUGGAGAAACGCGAGAAAAACGAGGCCUGGUCGCUUAGAACAGCGGAUGCCGCAGAUAUUGAAAGCUCAGAAGAUGCAAAGCAGCCUCUCAUCUCGGAGAAAUCCUACUGGAGACAGUCGAACGACUCGAAGGAGAACAUGGACAUCCAUCAACUGCUGGCCAUAACGAUAGUCACGCGGAUGGCCGACAACGGGAAUCAUCAGCGAGGCUCCGUAAUGUUUCCAAAGAGGAAACUCUCGUCGCCACCGACCUCCCCUGAAAAGCAGGAAGACAACAAACUCCUCUUUCACAACCUCCUCGCUAGCAAGAACGACGAGGACCUGCAGAAUAUGCUCAAUGGAAACAUAUCGGAGGUCUCUACGGAUACGAAAAGCUUCAAAGAAAAGCUUAUUAUGUUCGAGAAGCUUGGCAAAUGAACUCAUCCCCCCCCCCAACUCUGCCUCUAAUUUGCUCUCAUCCUUUCCCCCCUUUUCCUACCACUUCUCUUCUCCGUUUCUCUAUCUGCAUUUUUUUUUCUUUCAUUUUUAUCUUCUCUCUUGACGCAUUCAAUUGUUUGUGUCUGCUGUUUGUUUGCCUGUAAUGUAAGUCAUAAGCGAUGCUCGCCAGCGCCAUUUUGUUAUGGAACGGAUCGUGUUCGGAGCAUUCGAAUGUUUCAGUGACGACGUAACGAAUGCUCAUUAAAUAGACGAAACACUGUUUCCGGAAGGGAGUAAUGUUAGAGCCAAGAAAAUUAUUAUCCAUGUGGAGCAUGGAAAAAUCCACGUGCACCGCUAAGCGGAGUGAUCAGCCAUCAGUGCAGCAACAGUUUUAUAAGGAGUCUCCUCGACCCUCUUACUUUAACAUUUCCAUUUGAUUAAUCGAUUAUCCUUAAUAAAUCUCUCCUCCCUUCUCGGAGCUUCGUUCCACCUGAUCGUUUCCUCGUGCCUCUCUCAAUGAAUAUUUCCUAGUAAACAUUCACCACAGACUUGCAGCCUGUAGCAUUAGCGAGUUGACUCUCGGGACGCACGACGUUACAAUCUCACUUCUUGCACGGUUCGAUAAGAGUCUAGACUCUGGAGCAUAGUAUUACUUUAAUCUUAAGAAUAUCUUUGUUGUACAGUAUGAUAGAAUCGAUCCAGGGAUCGAAACCAAUAAUCCUUGUGUGUACACAUUAUAUCAGUAUGUAAAAAUUAAAAAGGAAUGCAAUUAUUGUCGCGAGUCGCCUUCCCGAUCACGUGAAUCGGCCUAUGAAGGAAAUGGGUAAUUUGGCUCGCGGGUGACGCAGCCCUUAUUUAUUUCAUUUUUGAGCCCUUCGAGUGCCUUAGCAAAGAUAGCGUGAACUGAAGUGAAUUUAUUGCAUUAGGGAUCUUCGGCUACCUGCCGCUAGUCCAUCUUGGCCAAUUCAGAGACUCCUGCACGUUCUAGAGUCUCUUAACACGCGACGCAGGCCUCCAAUCAGCUUCCAAUGUAUACGUAGCCUUUUUAGAAUACAAAUAUAUUAGAGAUAAAAGUGUCAAACACGUUUAACAGUUGGAGAUCCGUAUGAGGGAUUACGCGCAAUAUGUAAAUAAAGUUGCCACCAUUACACAGUUCAA
Molecule: messenger RNA, 5285 nt
Organism: Cephus cinctus (wheat stem sawfly)
Lineage: Eukaryota; Metazoa; Arthropoda; Insecta; Hymenoptera; Cephidae
Product: neurofilament heavy polypeptide
Exons: 4
Coding region: 1794-4127 (777 amino acids)
Source: RefSeq, a predicted model, not a curated record